Ictalurus furcatus (blue catfish) is the source of this 2773-nucleotide messenger RNA. It is a transcript of the gene cxcl19, whose product is annotated as chemokine (C-X-C motif) ligand 19. Gene Ontology annotation, biological process: antimicrobial humoral immune response mediated by antimicrobial peptide; chemokine-mediated signaling pathway; neutrophil chemotaxis. The transcript has 3 exons. The coding region runs from base 57 to 356 and encodes 99 amino acids. Gene Ontology annotation, molecular function: CXCR chemokine receptor binding; chemokine activity. NCBI's taxonomy places the organism in Eukaryota, Metazoa, Chordata, Actinopteri, Siluriformes, Ictaluridae. Gene Ontology annotation, cellular component: extracellular region. The record is from RefSeq and is a predicted model, not a curated record.
AGACAAUAUUUUUUGUUUAAAGUGUUUGUGAACUGAAGCUAAUCCAAGACUUCACCAUGAGAUUUUUUCUCCUUUUGGCUUUAGUGACGGUCAGCCUUUUCCUCACUAGCGCUAUACAACCACUUGGAAAAGGCUACAACAGUCACUGCAUGUGUUUGAAGCUGGAGUCCAGAGUGAUCCCACAACACAGCCUGCGCAGUGUAGAAAUCUUUCCUAGAGGCUCCCACUGCAAGAACACAGAGGUCAUUGCUGGCUUGGUGAGUGGAGAAAAGAUCUGCCUGAAUCCUCGGACUGCGUGGGUUAAGAAACUUAUCCAGUUCAUUGAGAAGAAAGAGAGAGUGAUAAAGAAAGCAUAAAGGACAGCAAAAGAUGAAAGAUGGGCUAUAAUAUAUAAUCAAAACAUGCACAUAUUCAGAUCAACCUGUGUGUACUAAUACUAUGGUCCGUUACUACUAGACUAAAUUAUGAUAAUAUUAUGAUUUCAUCAGGAGCCAAUAUGGUGUUUUAAAUUUAGCCUUUUCAUGCUCUUUGAAAUCUUCAAAGCUCUUUUAUCUUAAAAAAAAAAAAAAAAACUCCGUUGUCUGUUCACUUGCAAAGCACUUAUGAGGCAAGGAACCUGUGAGCAGUUCAGAUUAUUAAUGGAGUGGUGACAUAAUAUUUACAACAAUACUAAUAUAUUUUGUUUAUUCGUGUCAUGCUUGAUUUAUUUAUAUGAAUGCAGUAUUUAUUUCUAACAAUGUCAAAAAUGGUGGUGUAAUUAGCACGUGUGCCAAUAAUCCCUUACAUCUACACACCUCCAGUUUCAUAAUACUUGUUAUAUCUGUAAGGCAAUUCAUCAUCAACAGACUAUUCAACAAAUCAGUUACGCUAGUUUUAAACUGACCUUGUGAAAUACAGCUUAUGAAUCUACUAAUUAUGUACAGAGCAUAGUGUCUGAGUUAAACAUAGAAAACAACAGGAAAAAAGCAUCGGUGACACACCGAGGAAUAGUACAACCACCAUCAUCCAUUUCUUAGUCUGCAACCUCCAUCACCGUGUGACCUACUAUAAGAACAAUUGAGUUUUUACCCAAAAUGUGAAUUGUCAAAUGAUUGUAAUGUCAUAACCUGAAUUCUUUUGGAAUCCUCAUUUCACAUUCAUUUCACAUUACCUUUUCUAAAAUUGUGCAUGAAAAUAAAUGCAAUAGAAUAAGAAAUGUGCCUGCUUAUUGCUUAUAUGGAAAACAAAAUCCAUAAAUAAGAACCAUACAUAAGGCUACAAGAUCACAUAACCCAUGAGAGUUGACGAACACUACAAUGUAUUGAGAAAAAGAGGACAUUUCCACUUACAAUAGUAUUAUUAGUAGUAGUAGUAGUAGUAGUAUUAGUAGUAGUAAUAAUAGUAGUAGUAUUUCUAUGUUUAAUUAUUAUCUAAAACAACUUACAAUUGAAAUAGUAUACAGCUGUGCAGUCGAGGGGUUAGGACCCUUGCUUAAUGGCCUUACAGUGAGUGACUCUUGGACAAUCCUAGGACUUGAACUCACUCUUAACCACUGAGGCACCACUGCCCACACAACUCAUCUCAUUUCAUUACAAGCAGGGUUUGAAACUGCACAAGGAGAUACUAUUAGAUUUUAAAUCCAAGAACUUAACCACUUGUUUUCCAAACAACUUCCAAAUAGGCAGAAUACAAUCCACCAUGUAGAACUAUGAUUGAGAAUUAAGGCUCUGUUCUAUGGUUCUAGGGUCCAAUGGUGGCUCUGUGCUAUUAGGACUUGAGCUUCUGGUUAACAGCACAGAACCAUAACUUCUGAACUACCAGACAUCGUCCUGACAUGCCAAAGAAAUGAAUUGCCCCAUUCAGGGUAAAUGUAGAAAGAGGUGUCGGAAGUCUUGGAAAUAAAAAAAGACAAAGCAGGAUUAAGUUAUUUGGGCAAGCAUUUUUCCCCUGGUUUCAGAAUAAUGCAGAAUUAAAUGAGUCAGUGAUGUGCAUAAACUGUGGGAAAUGCAUUUUGCUUCCCUGGAACUGUUCAGAUAGUUCCAGGCCAAAGGGUGUUCAAUAAGGAAUGCUUUUUCUAUUAUCCUUGGCAUUUAAUUAUAGCAGUUACUGGAAGGAAGUCUACACAAGAUGUCUUGUAGUUGACAUAGAAGCAUCAGUCAUUACUCUGCAAAUAAAAAUGUUGGAACUGUCACAGAGAGAUUUUUUUUUUGCCGUUAUCAGUUUAUCAAGCUCUUUUUAUGUUGUUGUUUUUACAUUGUACAAUUUUACUUUUUUUUUUAAAGGAACAAAGAAAGAAAGAAAAACAUUUGGGUUCAUGAACAUCUUGUCUAUUUGAGUAUCUCAUCUUUGCACAUGUUUGAUCCCAGAAUCCUGAUAAACUGUUUAUUUAUAAGGAAUGUAAAUAAAAAGAACUUUCUUACAAAACAGCAAGAAGACUGCAGUUAUAUCACAUGUGCUGCAUCCCAAUUUGCCUACUUAGACAAUGCAUUAAAGAUAUGUACUCUUUUUGUGAAGAAAAAGCACAUACUUUUGAGUGUGUAGCAAAAGAUCAUACAAGUACUGGGACAUAAUCAAAUGUCAUUGCCACAUUGCCUUUUUAUUCUUACUGUCACCAUAAACAAACUCCUCAUUGCAUUUCAUUUAUUAUUCCUUAUAUAUUAUUCUUUGAUUUAUUCUUCCACAUUUCAUUUACAUCUCUCUUAAAUACACAUCACUUAUGUUACACUCGUCUGCCAUGUUGGCAGGUUGAAUUUGGCGAAGCAAACCAUUACAAAAUACCUCCUAUUGAGUUGUG